Molecule: messenger RNA, 474 nt
Organism: Sciurus carolinensis (gray squirrel)
Lineage: Eukaryota; Metazoa; Chordata; Mammalia; Rodentia; Sciuridae
Gene: Sfta2
Product: surfactant associated 2
Exons: 3
Coding region: 120-356 (78 amino acids)
Source: RefSeq, a predicted model, not a curated record
CCAACACACACACACACUCCCGUUUCUGCCAAACACAGGUACUAAGGAUUGAGAGUAAGGAGAGGCCACCUGGGACUUCAGAUACCUCUUCCCUACAGUAGAGACGUAAGGAGGCUACAAUGGGGUCCCAGCUGCCCCUGUACCUCCUCCUGGCCCUCCUUGGCAGCUCACAUGGAGCAGGGCCAAGCAUGACUUUGCAAAUGAAGCUGAAAGCAUAUUUUCUGCCAAAUGUCUCCCAUGACUCCAGCUUCCUGGAAUUGCUCAAGAAGCUCUGCCUUCUCCUCCAACUCCCAUCGGAGACCAACGUCACCCUCCAUCAUGAAGGACCCCCACACUACUUUAUCUGCAAAACCUGAGAAUAACUGAAGCCUGUGUUGGCUGUGGGGAUUAGGUCCCUGGGUGCAGGGUAGUGCACUGACCCUGUCUUCCAGCAGAUUCUUGUCCUGCUAUGUGCCAAUAAAAUGCUGUAUCCAA